CAAGACAGCGUGCUCUAAAUAAUGUUUAUAAACCUUUAAGAGGGAAGACAAUACUGGUGUUAAAUUGCUCUACGACGCCGUAACUAUCACAUUAUGGGACGUUCUUAAAAUUGGCUAUACGACGAAGAAAUGUUAAUGGACAGGUGUACGUGCGGGGCGGAAGUAAUGUCCUUGGCUAUAUGUUUCCGUGUGAAGGUGCAAAUUGUGCGACCUCAAUAAGCGUAAUGGACUGUGCGGAUUAAGAAAGCUGCAGUAAAAUGCCGCUGAACUGAAACCAGCAACGUGAAUGACAACAAGAAUCGUGUCGUUUAAUCUGCUGGAGUGUUCGGUAUUCACGUUCAGCAGGCUACGGCAUCUUUUCCUACACCUAACGUUUGUCUGAAGUGUGGUUGGCUGAUGGAUGAAAGGCGGAUAAGGUUGGUUGAUGGUGGGACGCAAGUAGCUAUCUCUAUAGUCUCGUAGUCUAGGAGUGCAAUGCGGUUGUGGAUGUCUCUUCACCUCUCUGCUGGCCCCUCUCUCCAUUCUUCACCUCCUGUCUCCAGUGUCUUCUCACUCUGCUUGGAGAAAGACCCUUGUUCUUAGUGGGAACAUGCUCUGUGAAGUCAAAAGCGCACCCAGGUGCGGUUUACUAUUCUGCACUAGGCCUUGGGAGCUGGUUCUGCUGUUUCUUGGAUAUCUGCUCUGCCUUUGCCCUCCUGCUGGGGUGGCUGCCAGCAUCUGCAGAGUGACGGGUGGUGUGUUGGGUAUCCAUCGUGACAGUGUGCUGGGCCUGGGCUGGCGGCCGCUCGCCGUGGCCCAAGUGGGGACACGUUGCUGGGAGUCGUGCUGCCUGGAGCCCUCGUGCGGCGCUGUGUGGAGCCUGGGAGGCCGUUGUGUGCUGCUGCGAUGCAUUCAGCCUGACGGCUGCUCCAUCAAGGCGCUGCCACAACCCCAUGCCGGGUCUCUGGGCCUCUUGCAGCUGCUUGAUAAGGGUUCCUCCAAGAAGACGAGGAGUCCUCGCCAGACACGGGCUGCUGGAGUCAUCGGCAUGGCAGAGCACAAACGCAGCCAUCGUGACACUUCAGAAGCACAAUCCUCCAACCUGACAACUUCAGUGGCUGCAGUCAGUGGGGAAGUCCUGCAAGUGACGGCCAAUAAACCGAUGAAUGAUCCCACCAAUGGCAGUAGAGAGGUGCUGGCUCCCUCAGCUUCUUGGCAGAAUUGGACAUCACCAGAUGAUGUGGAUCAUUCAGCUUCCAACAGCAGUGCUUGGUCACCAACACUUGUUCCUCAGUAUUAUUCUUCCACUUCAGCAACAACUCCAUCUGUGAGGGAGCUGGUGGUAUCUGCUGGCACCAAUGUGGAGGUCACUCUGCCGAGUAAUGAGGUGGAGCUGAAUGCUUUUGUAGUGCCAGCACCCCCUUCAGGGACUAAGUAUGCCUUUGACUGGCAUUUAAGAACUCACCCUAAAGACUCCAGUGGAGAAAUGGAGGGACAACAUAGCAAGACGCUCAAACUCAGCAAGCUCACGGUGGGACUCUAUGAAUUUAAGGUCAUAGUGGAUGGUGAUGGUGCACAUGGAGAAGGCAAUGUCAAUGUUACAGUCAAACCAGAGCCCAGGGUGAAUAAGCCACCUGUCGCCGUGGUUUCCCCAAAGUACCAGGAGAUCUCUUUGCCAACCAGCUCCACUGUGAUCGAUGGUAGUCAGAGCACUGAUGAUGAUAAGAUAGUUGCAUGGCACUGGGAAGAGGUGAAGGGGCCGCUCAGGGAGGAAAAGGUCUCAGCCGAUACAGCUGUCCUUACACUCACGAGCCUCGUUCCGGGCAACUACACCUUCAAUCUCACAGUGACUGACUCAGACGGGGCUCAGAAUUCGACCCAAGCCAUGCUGUGUGUCAACAAGGCAAUGGACUACAGGCCUGUAGCCAAUGCCGGGCCCAACCAGGUCAUCACACUACCUCGCAACUCCAUCACUCUCUGUGGCAACCAGAGCACAGAUGACCAUGAGCCUCUAGCAUAUGAAUGGUCUCUCAGCCCAGAUAGCAAAGGCAAGGUGGUGGAGAUGCAGGGAGUACGAAAACCAAAUCUGCAGUUGUCUGCUCUGCAAGAGGGGGACUACACUUUCCAGCUGACUGUUACAGACUCCUCUGGACAGCAGGACACGGCUCAGGUCACCGUCAUUGUACAGCCAGAGAACAACAAGCCCCCCAUGGCAGACGCAGGGCCAGACAAGGAGUUGACACUUCCUGUUGAUCACACUACCUUGGAUGGCAAAAAGAGCAGCGAUGACCAAAAAAUUGUUGCCUACCACUGGGAGCAGACUGAUGGGCCUGACGGUGUGAAGAUGGAGAACGCAGACAUCGAGGUAGCCACUGUGACAGGGCUGCGGGUGGGGAAGUACAUUUUCACGCUGACUGUGACAGACGAGAGGGAUCUGCAGAGCUCCGACACGGUCACCGUAACUGUUCGUGAGGAGCUUGACCAGUUCCCUGUGGCCAGGGUGCAGUCCAGCCCGCCAGUUACACUACCCUUCCGCACGGCAGUCCUAGAUGGCUCCCAUUCCUCCGAUGACAAGGGGGAGAUCAGCUACCUGUGGUCCCGGGAUGACAGCAGCCCGGCAGCUGGGGAUGUCCUGAAUAACUCUGACCACCAGCCAGUGCUGUUCCUUGGUAACUUGGUGGAAGGGAAGUACAGCUUCACUCUGACCGUGACAGACAGCAAGGGUCAGAGCAGCUCUGACAGAGGCACUGUGGCGGUCCGCUCAGAUAUGUGGGAGCAGGACCUUGUGGAGAUGGUCUUGGAGGUAGCAGUGUCCCAAGUGUCCCACAGGCAGAAGGACCUGCUACUCAGACAGGUGGGCGUCCUCCUGGGUAUUUUGGACAGUGACAUCACCGUGCGGGAGAUCAGUGCCUUCAAUGAACACAGCACUCGUUUAGUAUUCUUGGUGUCUGGAGGACCUGGGAGUCCACCACUGUCUGGUCACAGUGUUGCCACGAGAUUGCGUAACAAACUUAGGAAGCAAAAAAAUGACUUCCUCAUCUUUAGGGCCUGGCGGGUGGACACAGUCAUCUGCCAGCUGAACUGCUCCAGCCAUGGGGAGUGCGAUCCCUUUACCCGCCGCUGUGUCUGCCACCCUUUCUGGAUGGAGAACUUCAUCAGAACCUACCUGGGGGAUGCAGAGAGCAACUGUGAAUGGAGUGUUUUGUAUGUGACAAUAACAUCAUUCAUGAUGGUGGUUGCCAUAGCAGCUGUGGUGUGGGGCCUAAUCUGCUGUUGCAAAAGACGCAAAGGAAAAGUAAGACGGAAAAGUCGUUAUAAAAUGCUUGAAGGAGAAGACCAGGAUAGCAUGGAACUGCAUCCACCUAGAGCAGGCCGGCUGAAGCCAGUAUCUGCCCCCUCUUCUGCUCUCAUGCACUCUGAUUCAGACCUGGACAGUGAAGAUGGCCAGGCUGGUGUUCCUUGGACAGACCGAGAGCGGGGUCACCUUCUGCGGUCCCAAAAUGGGUCCUUGCGCAAUGGCCAAGGACCCCACAAACCCAAAAAACAGAGGGAGGAGCUGCUAUAGUGGCAAGGACUAAACCCUUCAUUGUUUCUCUCUCAUGGGCCUUGCACUCCACACACUGGCAUGUCACUUAGGAGACUUAUAGUUGUGUAUGUGGGAACACCUUUCAAAAUGGAAAGGCAGCCUGCCUGUCAUCUGACGCUGAAUCUCAGCAUCCAGUCUGAGCCAGGGGACUGGUAGGUUCAGUAACUGUGGCAAACUGUCUUUGGCUGAUGUCUUUAUCCAGUUAAAUAUUUUGAGCCAUCCACCCCCAGAGCCAAUGAGAGUGUAUUGCUUCAGAAGAUGUAGUAUAUGUGAAAUGGGAGAACUGUUUAACAGGACUUGUUUAAAAAAAUAAAUAAAUACAUUUUAAAAACUUAAAGUACCUCUCUAAAAAUAGGUCCCACUCUUGACACAUCACCAAUCAGAAGAUAGCUGAGCCUGUAUGGCAGUACUCUUUUGUGAACUGAUGACUUGAGCCCUCUAAAUACUGCCUAGAACAUCCCAUAACUAUACAGCUUCCUCACACUUGUGGCAAUAGUGCAGACAGAGCUUGUCCUCGGUGCUGCUCUCACAUCCGCCAAGUUUUAUGAUUGUGUGAUGCAAGAUUUGUUACUGAAAAUAAUGCAUGUAUUUAAUCAGGUUGUAUGUGAUUCUGUGCAUUAGUUUGUCUGCGUGGCCUUGGUGCCAUCGCAUGUAUCAGGCUUAGGAUUCUUUACCUUUUUGCCAAUGAAAUCACCAGCAAACAGUGACAUCUGCAGAUGCUUUGCUUUGCGUGUCAGGGUUAGGAUGUGCGUUAUAGAGCUAAAGGGAUAAUGUGGGGGAUGUAUUUGAUGUUUACUUAUUUAGGAGUUUGUUUGUUUUUUUUUAUUUGGCACACACUGGAAAAUUCACUGGAUGCAAUACUGACCUUCAUGUCUUGGGCCUUUGGCUUUGACUAAGGUUCUGUGAAAUGAAUGCAACCGGAGGUAAAAAGCAGAGUUUUUUGGCACUCGUCUCAAGACAGACUGUUGAACAUGAACAACCACUUUGUCUCAUCUCCUUUAAUUUGUUCAGCAAAUUACUUGAUGCUCAUGCACUUUGUGUUAUGCACAUUUGUCUGCUACUCGAUUCUCACUGGAUUCUGAUAUGACUUGGUCAUUUUAGGAGUGCAUUUGAUAAAGGCUUUUGUGAUUUACCAUUUUAUAAGACACUCCUUUUCCAAUGUUGCUCAUAUUAGUGAUGGUGUGUGUGUGUGUGUGUGUGUGUGUGUGUGUAACUGGACUACUUGAAUGAAGUAUCUUCAUGUCAGGAUGUUGUAGGGCAAACAUUGAAUCAUUGAAUGCAUCCUGAUGUUUGAUCCAAGUUCAAUUAAUAUGAAUGCUUUCUUCACAAAUGCAUGAAUGGGUAAUGUAAACCCCACUGAAAGAAUAGGGAAGAGAAACUGAGAAUUAUGGUGUUUUCCUAAUUUUAAUAUCAAUGUUUUUAGUGAAGGAUUCCCUGUGUCAUGUGAGUCAAAUACAACUGCAUUCUUUCAAUUAAAAUACCUUUGCAUCUACA
This is a messenger RNA of Electrophorus electricus (electric eel), 5059 nucleotides long. NCBI's taxonomy places the organism in Eukaryota, Metazoa, Chordata, Actinopteri, Gymnotiformes, Gymnotidae. The record is from RefSeq and is a predicted model, not a curated record.